This is a messenger RNA of Pomacea canaliculata, 5433 nucleotides long. Its product is annotated as protocadherin Fat 4-like. NCBI's taxonomy places the organism in Eukaryota, Metazoa, Mollusca, Gastropoda, Architaenioglossa, Ampullariidae. Gene Ontology annotation, molecular function: calcium ion binding. The transcript is spliced from 22 exons. The record is from RefSeq and is a predicted model, not a curated record. The coding region runs from base 2117 to 5065 and encodes 982 amino acids. Gene Ontology annotation, cellular component: plasma membrane; cell-cell junction. Gene Ontology annotation, biological process: homophilic cell-cell adhesion.
UGCUAAAUCUUGUGGUGGCAAAUGGACAUUAAUGUGGUACAGCUUUUAACGUUCCCGGAUCGUCUAUAAAAACCAGUCGAGGUCCGUAAGAUCUGUCUGCUGAAUGUAUUCAGCAUAACAUAUUGCAGAGAAGUCUGAGCAAGACCACGUUCUUAAGCAGUGAAGGACUAUUCAUUGCGAGACAAGGUCGUGACAUUACAGCUAUAUAUAAAAAGUUAGGUAAAUCAUUUAAUGUCUCUGUCGUCACAGCCAGUAGCUUCGCACGUGACUGUCUGCUAAACCCACCUCUGGCGUUGGGAAGGUACAUUUGCUUAUGUACGAUACGACAGUAACUGGGCAACGCCAAGUUCCACGCAUUCAUCACAUUGGACAUAUUCGCUCACAACUACCAUUAUGUAAUGUGGCUGCAGAACUGGUGAUCCAUGACACUUGGGAACAGCAAGGACUGUCGCACUGUAAGUCGUUAUCUGGUUGGUCUUCUUCAAAGGAUCCGUAUAUUCCUCGAUCAUGGCAGCCUCUGUAAAUGUAGGUUUGUAAUUUGGAGAUCUUUUGUCAGGAUCAAAGAAGAGAGGUGUAAGUAUAAAAAAGUAAGGGUAAAAAGAGGUAAGUAGGGUAAGUAUUUGUCAUGUACUAUUGUGCACACUCAGAUCAACCGUCUAGGUAACAGCAAAGUGUAUAGGGUUAAAGGUUAGGCCUCCCUACUAUAGGACAUCCUCCCUUCCGUAGGCUGUAUUUGCAGAUGUCCCUCGGAAGCAACGAUGGAACCUUUUCAGCUAGUCUCAUCAUCGGAGUCUCAUCAUGGUCAACUCACAUCGUCUGACGUAUGUAUCAAAUGGACAGUCCUGUCAGCAGGUAAGUUCCUUGAUUGUUUUUUUUAAAUGGCAAAGCGUGGACUUAAAAGGGUCUAUUAAUGAUGGACCUUUUCCUUUUACCAGCUUCUAUAAUUUAUUUAUGGCUAGUCCAUAUAUCCUACACGUGUCAACUCUUUUCUUUACGUCGACGAUUUUGUUUUUAAUAUCCAGAUAGCACAACUCACGAUUCCACCACGACGCCACUUCCGGGUUAUGCUUUGCCGAGACGGAAUCUGGAAGAGUCGUGUGGAAAUGAUAUAAAAACAUGGGGGCAAUGCUACAAAAAGAACACCGCGUGUAUCUACCCCAAAACAAGCUGGGGUCAGGGAGACCGAACGUGCCAGUGCAUUCACAACACUUUCAUGAUUGAGGACGAUGCCAGCAAUUUCAGCUGUGCCGAAAUUCCCAGUAAACUGUUUCCUGACACCAUUACCCGUGAGCUCCCCUCGGACGUCAAUCCGAACACUGAAGUGUAUGAGGCUGGCUUGAACUUCAACAACGUGGAAAUGACCUCCGUAGAUGUCAAGUACAGUCUGUACCCUGACGACACUUUCCUUUUAGUCAUGAAGAAUGGCCUCAACUUCACUGUCCUGACGAGCAAGCUUUUACCGCAGGCUAACGCCGUGUAUCUCUUUGUUCUUCAAGUCGAGGUUAAUGCCAAUGGCUUACAAGCCACUGAUACGACUACACUGAACAUCACUGUCAUUCGUACUUUUCCAAAAACUUCGCCUGAGAUAGGCGUUUUCCUGCUGGACGGUAGCCGGAAGGGGACCAUUGUGUUGACGUAACUUCCGCUCUCGGCAGUCUCGAUAACACUGAACUAAAACUACAGACAGAUACUGCUGUCGCCCUGUUUGAACUACAGUCCAACCGGAGGAUUGUGUGUGUCAAUGACGUCGACCUUAACAGCAUCAGAAUCAGCUCUGACGCUAUAGGUCAUGUGGUGACUUUGUCCCUGACGUCAUCAGGUCAGGUGGUCUUGGCCGUUAAGGUGGCUGUGAUUGUGGCGAGCACCAGACUCACAAUCCCAGAAAACAAUUUACCGAAUAAAAACGUUGUGACGUUCUCUUCUUUACGGGAAAGUUUCGACAUUGAAGAACAGCACCACCCUGUUGAUCUUCCUCUCAUCCUGACACCAAACCGCACAGCCAUUCAACUGACGCGGGGCCUGGACUUCGAGAAAGAUCCAAAAUCAUUUCAGGUUACUUUGUCUAUGCGGUUCCGUUCUAAUGCUUCGCUGUCUACGUCAGUAUCCAUUACAGUAAAUGUCACCGAUGAAAACGAUUCGCCCCCCAAUGUUUCAUGAAGAGAUGUUUAUCUUCACAGCGCCUUACGGUUCCGACAGCGGCACACUCGUUGGACAGCUGACAGUAGAAGACCAAGACUCUCUGAUUCAGAUAUUCUCUUUUAGGAUUCUACCUAGCCGAAACAGCAGUCUUUUCCGGAUUCGAGACUCUGCAGGGAUCAUUGAGGCCACGAAGAAAUUGCCAGAGGACGCGGGUCCCAAUGGUAUUGUCAUCAACGUGACUGUCUCUGAUGGCGUCAACACAAGCCCGACACCCACUAAAGUAAUCAUCUACGUGUCCAGUUAUACGCAGGAGUUUGAGCUGGUAGGAGGGAAUUACAGUCUGUCUAUUGUGGAGAAUAUACCGGUGGGAACAGAAGUCUUUAACUCAAGUCUGACCAAUUACACCGGGUAUCAACUGCUUCCAGCCAGCGUCUUGUACUUUUUCACCAUUAACCAGACGACGGGCAUCAUUCGCACGUUUAGGGAGAUAGACCGCGAGGGACGUGUGCCUCAAGAAAAUAUGAACGUCGUAGCCUUCCAAGGGAAUGAAAUCUGCAAGUUGAAGACUGUCAGCAAUAUCACGUUGACAAUCCUGGACGAGAACGACAACCCACCCGUCUUUGACACAUCGGUUAAUUAUGCUGUCAAGAUUCGAGAAAAUUCUCCAAAUGGGGCCUUUGUCUUUAAGUUCAGUGCGACCGAUAAAGAUUACAAGGAGAACGCAACCCUGACCUACAGCAUAACCAGCGGCAACAGUCCCUUCAGAAUUGACAGUGCCACUGGCAAUGUCACGGUCGCUGACUCUUCUCGUCUGGAUCGAGAAUUUUUGGACACACUUCGCUUGAACGUCACCGUGGUUGAUGGAGGGGCUAUUCUUCCACAGAAGUUGAGGAAAUCUGCCAGCAUCGAUUUGACCGUGACCCUGGAGGAUGAGAACGACAAUGAUCCUAUCUUUAAUCAAAGCGUUUACACCAUUAGUGUCUAUGAGAACAUCUCGAUCAACUCGAAUUUGAUUGUCGUGCGUGCAACAGACAGGGACAUUUACUUGAACGGGGAAAUCAGGUACAGUCUUGGUGACGGAGGAGGGAUGGGAUUCUUCAGCAUCAACAUCACAACGGGCCAGCUGCGAAACAGGGUGGCACUAGACCGAGAACAGUACGAAUCCUUCAAUUUCACUGUCAUCGCUUCUGACCUGGGAAGUCCUCCUCGCAGCUCUCUGGCUAGCAUUAUGGUCAAGGUGCUGGAUGUCAACGACAACAUUCCACAGUUCAAACAGGCAAUAUACCUAGCUACUAUAGACGAAGGAAUCAGCUGCUGGAACAAAUCUUUUGUCAAAGUGACUGCAGAGGACAAGGAUUUUGGUUCCAACGGCGAGAUCGUCUAUAACUUACAGAGUGACCUGCUGGUCAUAAACUCCAGUACUGGCGAGGUAACUUGCCAAGCUGCAGGUUUAGACUACGAGAACGAAACACAGCGUACCUUCGAAGUGGUGGUACGAGCUUCUGACAAGGGCACCCCUCCUCUAAACAGUACCUCCGUCAUACGGGUAACUCUGCGAGACGUCAACGACAACGCCCCUGUCUUCAUCAACGCUCCCUACAACAUCAGCGUGCGUGUGGAGACGUUUGAUACCUUGGACAGCCCUAUCUUCGUGUUUUCUGUGCAAGACAAGGACUCCGGAGAGAACCGUGAGGUGGACUUUAGACUGACCAACCCGAGUCCAGACGGCGCCGGGCUGCUGACUGUGAGUAACCUUGUACUGAGAGUCAACAGGACUGGACGCCCAUCGUUGAAGACCUUCUCCUACACUGUCAUCGCCACCGACAGGGGGAGGCCGCCGCUCAGCAGCUCGGCUUCUGUCUACAUUUAUGUCAGCGACUAUGGGACUAGCCGUGUUACCUUCGACCCGAAAGACUUCUUAGUUAAAAUUGUGGAAGAGAAGUCUUAUGACGAGUCCAGUGGUACUCCCAUCGACCAGCUGACAAUUACUAAACAGUCAUUUCCCCCAGUCUUCUCUCUAGUCGGUGCCAGCAGUUUUAGUGUCAACAGUUCGACCGGUCACCUGUUUAGCAGCAAAGUGUGGGAUAGAGAACGAGACAAAGACUCCGCCGAACUCACCAUCAUGGCCAAGGCAUCGGUUGGGGCUGAUGUUGAUUAUGCCUUGGUGAGAAUCAUCUUGCUGGACAUAAACGACAACUCUCCCACAAUAUUGACUAAUCCCUCGGCACUGCUUGGCACUGUGGGUGAAGAUGCAGCACAGGAUACGUUCAUCAUUUCCUUAGAAGCUACCGACCCCGACGAAGGACGAAACGGGACCGUCAUCUUCUCGCUGACGAGCGGAACACCUUUUAGGAUUGAAACCGAAAACACAACAGGAAAAAUCCUGGUCAACGGCUCGUUGGACAGAGAACUAAAGGAAGAAUAUGUUCUCACGGUCUUGGUGCGGGAUAAUGCGAUGGCACCUAGGAGUGUGUCCACUUCAGUCACCAUCCUGAUCGAGGACGUCAACGACAAUGCCCCCACCUUUGUCAACGUGGCUACCGUAAUUGUUCCAGAGAAUACACAAAGGGGAGAGGAGGUGGCUAUUGUUAAUGCUACAGAUCCCGACAAAGGAAAAAAUGGUACUGUGACCUAUUUAAUUGAUAACAGCACUGCUUGUCCAUUCGAAAUUCAAAUAGUGGCGAUUUCCCAAACUGAGAAAGUCGGGAUCCUGUUGUUGAUAGAAGAUUUAGACUACGAGACUGUAAACAAGUACACAUGUAUCAUUGAGGCCUCAGACCAAGGUGACAUCAGGCUGUCCUCCACCGCCAGCUUCACCAUCCUCGUCACCGACAUCAACGACAACGCCCCCGUCAUACACAGCGCUGUCAGCAGCGUCAGCGUGUCACGCGACAUCGGCGUGACUACGUCCUUGUGGAGUCGAUAAACGUCACUGACGCGGACUCCGUAUCCAAGGGCGCGAUCUCCUUCUAUUUUGUCGAUCCUGCAUACCCAACUGCUCAGGCCGGUACAAAUACGGGAACCUAUUCAUACUUCAACAUAAACCCUACUACUGGUUCUAUCAGUUUAAAGAAUUUGAUCAAGGAUUUUCCGCAAGACGUCGCCACACUGAGCAUUGCUGCUGAAGAUAGACCUGCGAAUCAACCUACCCUCUGGUCGAAUGUAAUACAGAUCCAAGUAAACAUAUCGGAUAACACCACAACGCCGCAGUUCAAUACUAUUUACAACGUCAACAUCACCGAAGGACCUCUCACUUUACCACUGGAUCUUACUCAAGUCAGUGCGUUUGUUUAC